GCGGGCGGAGUCUCCCUGGCUCCCCCCAGGCCCGCCGGGCUGACGUGGCCCGGCUCGGACAUGGCGGACGGCAGCAGGCAGAUCAAACUGGCCGCGGCCAAGAAGAAGCUGAAGGAAUAUCAGCAGAAGAAUAGCCCUGGAGCAACAGCAUCAGCCAAGAAGAAACGAAAAAGUAAAGAUGGAAGUAGACCUGAGACUCCAACAAAUGACGACAGAAAGUCUCCAGAGAACAUUCAGAACAUUCUGAAGGUGCUGGUGUCAGACCUUAAUCGAUCCAAUGGGGUAGCCAUACCCUCAUUGGACAAGAGGAAGGCAUACUUUGACAGUGAUGUUUCCGCUCAUAAUGCUGAACAGCUUGCUGCUGAUGUCCCCGUGUUAUCUAACAGCAACAGCCUACCUAGCUGUGGCUCUGUCAUGCCUGGUCCUGGUAGCAUACCGCUGUCACAGAUACAAGAUGCCGAUGAUCCUAAAAAUGCUUUGGAUGAAAAUAGGUCUCUCUCAUCGACAGAGAGUCUCCGCCAGUUGUCUGAGCAGCUCAAUGGCUUGGUGUCACAGUCCACAUCCUAUGUGAAUGGCGAAAGUGCUGUCUCUUCCACAGAUAUGAAGGAGAUGGAGACACGUUACCAGGAGCUGGCAGUAGCCCUAGAUUCCAGCAAUCUAACUAACAAACAGCUCAGUACAAAACUAGAGGAAUUGAAACUGCAAAACCAAGACGCUAUGAAUCAGCUGGAGAAGGAAAAGAAGGGGUUUGAACAGAAGCUUGCCAAGGAGCAAGGAGCAUUGAGGGAACAGCUACAAGUUCAUAUCCAGACUAUUGGAAUCCUAGUCUCUGAGAAAUCUGAAUUGCAGACAGCACUAGCACAUACACAACAAGCUGCCCGGCAGAAAUCAGGAGAAGCUGAAGACCUUGCUGCACGAUUGCAGUCAUCUCGCCAGAGGGUAUCUGAGCUGGAACGCACUCUGUCCUCCAUCUCUACACAGCAGAAACAGUUGGAGAAACAUAAUAGAGAGGUAGUGAAGGAGCGAGACAGCCUGAAACUGGAUCUGUACAAACAAAGCAAAGGCAGUGAGGAACUCAAGCAGCAGAACUCAGAACUGUCGGAGAAGCUUCACUCCCUGGUCUCUGAGAACUCAGCCAUGAAACUGGAUUUGGAGGAUUUGCAUAAGAAACUGGAAAUGGCUGAGCUGAUGAUUCAACAGUUUUCAAGUCAGUCAGGGAUUCUGGAUGCAAACCAGCAGUUGCAGUUGGCAUUGGAAGAGCGGGCAAACCUGGAAACACAGAUCACUCAGCUGUCAGAGUCGCUUCGCCAGCUCCAGGUUGAAAGGGAUCAGUACGUGGAGAAGCUGAAGGAGGAGGGCAGUAUCUGGCAGCAGCGGGUACAGCAGCUCUCUGAGCAGGUCCAUACGCUGAUGGAGGAAAAGGAGAAGAAUGUGUCCCAGAUUCAGGAGCUGGAAGCCAGUGUUGCUGAGAUGCUAAGCAGAUCAGCAGCUAAGCCUAAUGACAGUGAGCCUGCCCUGUCAGAAGGGCCAACGGAAGCUGAGCUGAGCCUGCAACAAGAGGUCCAGCGGCUUCAACAAGAGAAGGAGGAACUUCAUGGGCAGUACCAGGCCCAGGUGCGGGAUAACGAGCAGCUGAGCCACCUCAACCAGGAGCAGGAGGAGCGGCUGCAGGAGCUUGAGAAGACUGUGCAGCGCUAUAGCGAGGAGUCUGUGGACAGACAGCAGAUCCUAGAAAACAUGCAGAGCGACAAGGCCACCAUCAGCCGGGCUCUCAGCCAAAACCGGGAGCUGAAGGAGCAGCUGGCUGAGCUGCAGAAUAGCUUUGUCAAACUGACAAAUGAGAACAUGGAGGUGACAAGCGCCCUGCAGUCGGAGCUGCAUGUGAAGAAGGAAUUGGCCAAGAAGAUUGGGCAGCUACAGGAGAAGCUGGCUGAGCUCACAGAGACGGUGGAACUGAAAACGCAGGAGGCCCAGAGCCUUCAGGAGCAGCGGGAUCAGUACUAUGGCCACUUGCAACAGUAUACUGUGGCGUACCAGCAUCUGGCCAACGAGAAGGAGGAGCUGCAUAAACAGUACUUGCUUCAGACACAGCUCAUGGACCGUCUGCAGCAUGAAGAAGUGCAAGGCAAAGUGACAGCGGAGUUGCACCUGAAGGAGCUGCAGCAGACCAAGGAAAGCCUGGCAGCUGUAGCCAAAGAAAACAGAGAGCUGCAGGCCCAGAUCGGUCAGUUUGCAGCAGAGUUGGAUGAUAGAGUGUUGCACCGAGUGGAAGGAGAUGGAGUGGAGAAUGAAAAGAUGGUAGAAGAAACUGUGAAAUCUUCACUCGCGAUCCCAGAGGAUUUUGAAAGCCGUGAAGAAAUGGUCACUUUCUUGACAUCUGCCAUGUCCCAAGUGAAGAAAGAGCGAGAGGAGAUGAGACAGCAGCUGGCAGAGCAGAAACGACAAUGUAGAGGUCUCCUGCAGCAAAUCGCAGCUCUGACGCAGGAGCAGCAACAUAAUGUCACAUCGGGGGGAGGUUACACCACAGACACCGUCCCAGUGGAGGUUCAUGAGGCUUUAAAAACUGCCAUGGAGAAACUACAGUCCCGCUUCACAGACCUGAUGCACGAGAAGGCUGACCUGAAGGACCGAGUGGAGGAGCUGGAGCAUCGCUGCAUACAGCUGUCUGGUGAAACAGACACAAUUGGGGAGUAUAUUGCGUUGUACCAGAGUCAGAGGGCUAUCCUAAAACAGCGGCACCGGGAGAAAGAGGAGUAUAUCAGCCGGCUGGCCCAGGAUAAGGAAGAUAUGAAGAUGAAGUUAUUGGAGCUCCAGGAGUUGGUGAUGCGUCUAGUUGGGGAGAGGAAUGAAUGGUACAGCAAGUAUUUGGCAGCUGCUCAGAACCCAGACAUGCUAGUAAGUCAAGAAAGUGGAAGUGCCAUUGCAGUUGAGAGGCGCAUUGAACUGAAUGCUGCCGAUGGAGAAGGACUGCGAGAGGUGAGUUUAGCAGAUGAGCCAGAACAGGAGGCUGCAGUUCUUCAGUCCCAUGUAUCUAGUCAUAGCAAAGGCCCCGAGCCCAGUCCAGAGGAUCCCACUGCUAAGCAAAUCAUGCAACUUCUGAGAGAAAUCCAGAACCCUCAGGAGAGGGUGGGGUCCCUGUUGGAAAACCCCUGCAUUCCUUUCUUCUAUCGUGCCGAUGAGAACGAUGAGGUCAAGAUCAUGGUGAUUUAAAUGGCAUGAGAAACCUGGCUUGCAGCAAUUUUCUGUGAGCCUGUUAAGUACCCAAACUGCUUAAACUCACCCUGUAUCUCUGUCCAGACAGUCUGGACAGAUUUCCUCUUCGCGGGGAAAGAGGGAUUGCACCAGACAGAACUCAAGCACCAGACCUCCACAUCUCUCCUUGUUCUCUCUUCUCCUGUUACUUGGUGCACUCUGAGUACAGACUCUGACUUGAAGUAAUCAUGUGAGGCAGUCGGUAGUGUUGCCUGUGCUGGCCCACAUAAAAGUGGCAGGACUUCAUGACCUCUGGCAGAGUAACUUGAACACUUAUUUCCUAGCUCUCUUGACAGGACUCUGCUGCUGGCAGCCAGCUUCUCGGCAGUGAUUGGCUUGUGUCUGUUGCACAAACCAUGAUUGCUAUCUGUCCAUCUCCUUCCAAAAGGCUCCUAAAGUAACUUAUUCUGGCAACAAACUCAUUGGAUUCUGAGUGAUUAUUUGUGUGUUUCCCACCAUGUAUCUUAAACCUCCAAUUUUUCUCUACAGCCUGUCUCCUGCACUGUAUCUGAAACCAGUCUUGUUAGUCCCAGACAGCCAAAAGACACAGGCUUCUUGCCUGACUAGGCAGCACUACAGAAACUUUUAUUCACAUUAGAUAGGAGGGAAGUGGCCAGCGGUUGCCUUCUGAGUCCUCUUGGGACAGAUGCUUGGUUACUUGGUAUAAGCUUUAUGUGGUUGGUUGAGGGUGGGGUGGAAAUGUAACUGCACUUUGAAGGAUGAUGUUUCACCUUGUUUGUCUGAAAGUUUUAUUUAUAUAAAAAAAGGGAGAAAUAAGUAAAAGCAAAUCACUUAAUAAACGUGCUUUGUUUUGAAUUUCUGGACUCUGGGAUUC
This is a messenger RNA of Chelonoidis abingdonii (Abingdon island giant tortoise), 4087 nucleotides long. RefSeq names its product golgin A2 (gene GOLGA2). Gene Ontology annotation, biological process: Golgi organization. Gene Ontology annotation, cellular component: cis-Golgi network; Golgi apparatus; Golgi cisterna membrane. The record is from RefSeq and is a predicted model, not a curated record. Lineage: Eukaryota; Metazoa; Chordata; Testudines; Testudinidae. Gene Ontology annotation, molecular function: protein binding.